AUGGCGACGAUUUCUUUUGCUAUCACUAAUCUUACCGAAGAUCAAUUGGCUGAAUUCCAGGAGGCGUUCAACCUGUUCGAUAAUCGUGGCGAUGGUAAGAUCCAGCAGCAACAGAUCGGUGAGUGCCUGCGAGCACUUGGCCAAAACCCGACCGAAUCGGACGUGAAGAAGUUCACCAUGCAGCUGAAACCGGACGAGCGCGUAUCGUUCGAAGUGUUCCUGCCAAUCUACCAGGCCAUCUCGAAGCAGCGCACGGCCGAAACGGCGGACGAUUUCAUUGAGGGUUUGCGUCACUUCGACAAGGACGCCAGUGGUUUCAUUUCGUCUGCCGAACUGCGCCACCUAUUGACAACGCUCGGCGAGAAGUUGGGCGAUGAUGAGGUGGAGCAGCUGCUCCAAAACCAGGAGGACUCGCAAGGAAACGUCAACUACGAAGAGUUCGUUCGGAUGGUGAUGAGCGGCUAG
Messenger RNA from Anopheles marshallii, 465 nucleotides. RefSeq names its product myosin-2 essential light chain (gene Mlc-c). The transcript has 4 exons. Gene Ontology annotation, cellular component: myosin II complex. Gene Ontology annotation, molecular function: calcium ion binding; myosin heavy chain binding. The record is from RefSeq and is a predicted model, not a curated record. Lineage: Eukaryota; Metazoa; Arthropoda; Insecta; Diptera; Culicidae. Bases 1 to 465 code for a protein of 154 amino acids.